This is a messenger RNA of Rosa chinensis, 750 nucleotides long. RefSeq names its product transcription factor HY5. NCBI's taxonomy places the organism in Eukaryota, Viridiplantae, Streptophyta, Magnoliopsida, Rosales, Rosaceae. The record is from RefSeq and is a predicted model, not a curated record. Gene Ontology annotation, cellular component: nucleus. The transcript is spliced from 4 exons. Bases 80 to 580 code for a protein of 166 amino acids. Gene Ontology annotation, biological process: positive regulation of transcription by RNA polymerase II; red or far-red light signaling pathway; response to red light. Gene Ontology annotation, molecular function: DNA-binding transcription factor activity, RNA polymerase II-specific.
UCUUUUCAUUUUCUCUCACUUGAAAACCAUACAAAGAUCUAUUUUUUCCAUAUUUCUCUGUGCCUAAUCUCUGGAUCAAAUGUUGCAAGACCAGGCGACCAGCUCUCUUGCCGCCAGCUCUCUGCCUUCGAGCAGUGAGAGGUCUUCCAGCUCUGCAUUCCAGCUCGAAGUUAAAGAAGGCAUGGAAAGUGAUGAGGAGAUCAGGAGAGUGCCGGAGAUUGGCGGCGAAUCAGCCGGAGCAUCGGUCUCUGGCAGGGAAGCCGGUUCCGUGGCCGGUCCAGACCGGGUCCAAGUGGCAGCUGACCAACGAAAGAGGGGAAGAAGCCCAGCUGACAAGGAAAGCAAGAGGUUGAAGAGGUUGUUAAGGAACAGAGUCUCUGCUCAGCAAGCGAGGGAAAGGAAGAAGGCAUACUUGAGUGACUUGGAAGUUAGAGUGAAAGACUUGGAGCAGAAGAAUUCUGAGCUUGAUGAGAGGCUCUCUACUUUGCAGAAUGAGAAUCAGAUGCUUAGACAUAUAUUGAAGAACACAACAGCAAGCCGGCGAGGAGGUAGUGGUGCAAAUGCUGAUGGAUCUUUGUAGGAUAGGGUGUGAGAGGAGGGUUUGUAAGAAAUCUAAGGAUAGAGCUACUCAAUGAACAUAUGUGAGGCAAUACAACUUUAAUAUUCUGAGACAACAGACUUGGCAUGCUUAAUUUAGAUUAGCAUUUCCUUUUAAGUUAUCUUCACUAUUACUGCUUCAUUUGCUUGCCA